Messenger RNA from Tuber aestivum (summer truffle), 1483 nucleotides. NCBI's taxonomy places the organism in Eukaryota, Fungi, Ascomycota, Pezizomycetes, Pezizales, Tuberaceae. The record is from the annotation of a GenBank genome assembly.
AACACUGACAACAACACCAUCAAUACCACCGACCACAGCCGCAACCACCAACAUGGCCACGAUCAUUGUCACACCGUCAGGCAGCGCACAACCCUCUGGUAUAAAAGUCUGCGGUCACUGCCACCGCAAAAGACCGGUUGAGGACUUCACUAAACCGGGAACAACUGAGUCGCUAAAGACAUGUAUCUCAUGUCGCAAGGGCCGGGCCGCCGCAAGAGCCCGCGAUGGGGCGAAGCGGAAGCGGAGGACUAGGAGCAGUAAGGAUGUGAGUUUUGCCCUCUACUUUCUCUUCCCUCCUCCCAGCAGAACCAGUAGCUAAAGUACCCUUAGCCUCAGUCGCGUAGAAAAACUGAGCAUUCGCCCGGUCGCGCCUCCUCUAACGCUGGCUCAAAACAAGCUGCACAGCAGCCGCACUCAUCAUCAUCCUCGCCAUUGUCAUCACCACCAUUACAACCAUCGCCAUCACCCCUACAAUCACCACUCGUAAACCCGCGGGCUGCUCCACCGCCUCCUACACCCCUCUCCGCAUCCUCAGAUUCCGGUCGCGUUAGGACGGAAACUGUCAACUUUGCUACAAGUUUAUCACGAUUGGCGCACUUGGUAUCCAGCGCUACUGAGGUUCUGGGAGACGAGCGGUUGAUGACGUUAGCGGAAGAAAUACAUCACGACUGGAAGGUGGACGAGAUGGCGACCUUUGUCGAUGGGUUUUUGAAAGGGGCGGCCGGGCCGAGCCAGGAUCGGGCUUGGUGAUUCCAUUUCCUGGCGUGGAUGGUAGCUUCACUUUUGUCGUUUUCUUCCUACUUGGGGGCGUUGUGGGAGCGUAUGGUUUGAACAGGAACACUGCAAAACUGGCUUGGUGUGUUUCUCUUUUUCUUCUUUUCUUCUUUCGCUUCGAAUUUCAUGUGUAAUACGCCAUUGAAUCUUUUUUUUUUUUUUUUUUGUCAUGUUACAUUUUGUUGGCAAUGGAGGGAAAAGUCUUUCUUGCUGCUUUUGUGAACGGGCCAGCGCGUUGUAGAGUUCUUUCUUCUAUUUUGUUCAGGGUCAUUUAGCACAAUUCCUCGACCCUCAAAAUGCUCUUGAGUGAUAUACCUACCCUAGAACUUCCAGUGCACUACUGACCUCCCGACAGUGUAAUGCAAAUAUGAUGAACCUUAAAAUAAAACCUCAAUGUCGGAGGUGUAAUAAUGCCCGUAUCCAUUCGACAGGACAUCGAAUUUACAAGUAUAAAAUUUAAUAAUAUAGAAUGCCCAACAUGGAAUUCUCCAUCCCAACCAUUUCAAAGAGUUUACAUAUGGAUACCCUCCAUGGCUUGUGCCACAGGUCACAGGAAGAAAAACCUAAACAAACUUCUGCAGGGCAUUCUACGAGACUUUAGACUCUCUCACAACCCAUCACUCGAUUUCCCAGAUGCCCUAUAGAACUUUCAAGUGCGUUCCUCAGCCGGCAUUUUCUCCAUAUCCUCCCUCUCCCCCCUCUUCACAGC